Messenger RNA from Schistocerca nitens (vagrant locust), 2685 nucleotides. RefSeq names its product lachesin-like. Gene Ontology annotation, biological process: homophilic cell-cell adhesion; synapse organization. Gene Ontology annotation, cellular component: plasma membrane; neuronal cell body; axon. The record is from RefSeq and is a predicted model, not a curated record. Bases 394 to 1821 code for a protein of 475 amino acids. Lineage: Eukaryota; Metazoa; Arthropoda; Insecta; Orthoptera; Acrididae. The transcript is spliced from 11 exons. Gene Ontology annotation, molecular function: axon guidance receptor activity; protein binding.
ACGGACGAGCCUCCUCAGUCGCUCUGCGCGCUUCCUGCCGCUAGGUCGGGUCUCCCGGAAAGUCAUCGGCGCUGCAAUCUCCGGGACGCGCUCUGUAUACGGCACUGCGUGCGUGCGUGUUGCCGUCCGGCUACUGGUCUCGUCAGCUAUGGCAGCUGCGGUCGCUGGCCGCCUUACCAACAGCGGGUAGUGUGACACCCACCCUCCGACAGAAAUUCGCUACCCUUAGGAGCACCGCCCCCUUUUAUUCGACAAGUAUUUGACACUUUUACCGUGAAGAUUGAGAUACUUCCCCACACUCAGUGACAAUUUCGGUACUGAGAAGAACUUGAAGCGCCAAUUACUGACGCUAUUUUUUAAAAGAAAUAAACUUGCCAACAAAUUCUUGCCGAUAUGGGAAUAUCUGCAGCAGUCAUCCUACAGUUUGUCGCCACGAUGUCGGCCGUCGUGUGGGCGAGAGGUGCCAUCGGUUCGAGGGGAGUUUCGAUGGACGCUGCGACAGUGGCGCCGCACUUCCUGUCGCACGGCCAGACUUUCCGCUCUGUGGUUGGCGACACACUCGUGCUGCCUUGCGAAGUCGAAGACCUGGGGGACUACGUGCUGCUGUGGCGGCGCGGCACGGCCGUGCUGACUGCGGCCACGCUGAUGGUGACGCGCGACCCGCGCUUCCGGCUGGUGGACGGCUACAACCUGCAGAUCAGCGACGUGCGGCCGCAGGACGCGGGCGACUACGGCUGCCAGAUCAGCGAGAACGCCGACCGCACCCAGAUACACACCGUCGAGAUUCUCGUUCCGCCGAGCAUCCGCAUGUCGCCAGCGGACGGAGAGCUGAAGGCGCGGAAGGGUGGCACGGUGACGCUGGAGUGCAAGGCUUCCGGCAACCCCGUGCCCAGCAUCAUCUGGACCAGGAAGGAUAACACCCUGCCGACAGGAGAAAAGUCCGUUGAGGGCUUCAGCAUCACGCUGGAGAAAAUCGACCGGCACCAAGCGGGCGUGUACCAGUGUACGGCCAACAACGGGGUCGGCGACCCUGUCACCGUCGACAUGACGCUGGAUGUCCUCUAUCCACCUGAGAUCGAGGUAGAGCGCAGUUGGGUUCACUCUGGUGAGGGCUACGAAGCUCAGCUCGUCUGCAUCGUCCACGGAGAACCGCAGCCGGAGCUGAUGUGGUACCAGGACAACCUGAUGCUGGACCCCACGGAGCGCCGCUCUAUGGAGACACGUGGCAACAAGCACACGCUGACCAUCCGAGACGUGCAGGCAACCGACUUCGGCAACUACAGCUGCGUCGCGGAAAACUCCCUCGGCCGCGCAAAGAAGUACAUGGAACUCUCGGGGAGGCCGGGCCCAGCCCAGUACCGCAGUUCGCCCUUCGGCCGUUCCUGGGACAGCUACAACCUCACCUGGCAGGUCGAGAGCUACCCGCCGCUCGAGGAGGUGCGAGUGCUCUACCGUCGCCUCAUGGUGAACGACACGUACAACCAGCCGGACAAGUGGCAUGACAUCUCGCUGCGGCCGCCACAGGACUCGGACACGUUCACCCACGUCAUGUCGUACAACAUUCGCGGCCUGAGCCACGGCUCCAUGUUCGAGGCUAUCGUGCAGGCCAAGAACCGGUACGGCUGGAACGAGGUGUCCGACAUGUUCCAGUUCCACACCAGGGGCGCCGGUGAGCAUCGCCUCCAGGCCUACGGAAUCGAACCUGAAGUCCAGGACCUGGGACUCAUCGCGAACGCCAACAGCGAAGCGGCUCCUCUGUGGCACCGGCUGGGUGCAGCAGUCGUCCUAAUGGGUUCCGCGUGCUCUCUUAUCCUUGUAUAGCAGGUAAACACGUAAGGUGGAAGAUCCAUAGUUACCACAGCGGGGCGACCGCGGCUGGCGCUGGUUAACCACGUGUUCUCUCCCACCGCCGCCGGCCGCCGCUGCCAGCAUCCGUCUACUUGUGCAUAACGGCGACACUUCGCAGUACCUAACCAGUGUGGUGUUUACUUUCUCGUCGAGUGCUGAAUCGUAUGGCUUAGGAAGACAAUAACAGUGUCGUCUGAAUCGUAAAAGUUGUGAACCUCCAUUUGUCAGACUAACAGUGUACCCAAAAUAUUUCUGCAGAAAGUGGAAGAAUUGUAUCAUCUGUAAUCCAAGAACGACAAAAGUGUUUUAGCAAAAAUAGCUUUUCUCCGUCUUUAAUUUAGUAGGUUUUUGCAUGCUACGUCAUACACUCCCUGGGCAAGAGACUACCAGUUGAAGACAUUUGUGCCUUAGCAUUUUCGUUCUUUGAGUUUUUUCUGCCACAUCACAGUCUACUUUUAGAUCGCCAUUUUAUUUGAACGUAUUGAACUCUGAUGUGUGUACAGUAGCACUGCCUGUUUUUCUGUGAUGCAGGAGUUACUUUUGUUAAAACGUGCAUUGUUCUUGAGAUCGGGAAAUUUCGCUAAGAGUUAAGUACUAAAAUAGUCCACUUUUCAUUCCCUGACUAAUCAACAUAUUUUUCUUAAGAGUCCCUUUUUAAAUCACUUCAAUGAACCCAUUUAUGAGAAGUGCAAGAAUGUUUUCAUAAAUAACAUAAUUCCAUAAAAUCAAUAUAGUGUGUGAUCCAGAUUUAUUUAUUUGAGAUGUUGAUGUUACUAGCAUGAAAAGAAACAAAUAUUGUUUAUCACAACACUGUUUCAAGAUUGAUAAAUUUCAAUA